GUGGAUUUAGUCCGGCGGCGGUGCUGUUUCCUUUCCCGCCGGGAUGCAGAGCUCGGAUCUGGGCAACAGGGAACAGGGCAAAAUCUGGCACCGCAGGCCCUCCCCGGCAACACAGCAGGGAAUCAUAGUAAAUAUUAUUCAUACUACCACAGGAUAUCAUUCCAAGACAAUACGUUUUUUAAAUGUGGCUUUUGACUGUUCAGGAGAGUAUCUACUUGCUGGAGAUCAUCAGGGGAAUAUCUAUGUUUUUGAUUUGGUGAGCAACAGGUUCAACCUGGUUCAACGAACAGGACAAGCUUGCACUGCUUUGGCAUUUACUCUUCGCAGGAAAACAGAAUUCCUUGUGGCGUUGGCUGAUUAUUCCAUCAAAUGCUUUGACAUAGCAACCAAAGAACUUGUUAGCUGGAUGAGAGGACACGACUCUUCGGUGUCUUCCAUCUCAGUUCACGGCUCUGGCAGAUACGCCAUCACGUGCUCUACAGAUACAGCCCAGCUUUGGGAUCUGGACACGUUCCAGCGCAAAAGGAAGCUGAACGUCCGCCAUUCCGUGGGGAUCCAGAAGGUGUUCUUUCUCCCUCUAAGUAACACCAUUCUCAGCUGCUUCAGAGAUAACUCGAUCUUUGCGUGGGAAUUUGAUACUCUUCAUUGCAAGUACCAGCUACCAUCACCCAUCGACGGGUCUUCGUUGCACUACAAGGUCUUCGCCAUUACCCGGUCCUUGGAGUGCUGAGCCAAGAUAAUAUCAUGCGAUUUAUCAACAUCAGUACGUGCAAGCUGCUGUUUGACCUUGGCAGUCAUGAAGAGGGCAUCAGCAUGGCUGCCAUGAGCCCUUCUGGAAGGUACAUUGCAGCAGUGAUGGAAAAUGGCAGCCUUAGCAUUUACAGCAUCCAGGCUCUGACCCAAGAGGUCAACAAGCCUCCCCCACCGCUGUUUAAGGUGAUCGAAGACUCUAAGAGCAAGUUGGAGACCAACAAACUUACCAUGAGAGUCACUUCCAGAACCUCAGAGAGGCCGUGGAAAGCCAAAAAAGGCAAAAUCCAAUCCAAGGCGUUGAAGCCUCCACUCGAAGUGUCGUAUGAGGACAAGGAGAAUGAGUUGCCGGAGGGGCUGAAUAAGAAGCGUCUCCAAGCUUUGCUAAAAGGGUUUGGAGAGUAUCCAGCAAAAUACAGGAUGUUUAUUUGGCGCGCCUUGCUUCACCUCCCCGAAAAUCACUUGGCCUUUAACAGCCUGUUGGAUAAAGGGACCCAUUCGGCCUUCGCACACCUUCAGAAUGAAUACCCAAUUAAAAGCAGGAAACUCCUGAGAGUCUUACAAAGGACCCUUUCUGGCCUGGCUCACUGGUCCACCAUCUUUGGCGAGAUGCCUUACAUUCCUCUCCUGGUUUUCCCCUUCGUCAAACUCUUCCAGAACAAUCCGCUCAUCUGCUUUGAGGUGGUGGCUACUGUAAUAAUCAAUUGGUGUCAGCACUGGUUUGAAUUUUUCCCCAACCCUCCCAUCAAUGUCCUCAGCAUGGUGGAAAACAUCCUGGCACAUCAUGACAAAGAGCUCCUCCACCAUUUGAUGAAGCACAAUAUAACCUCCCAGAGCUAUGCCUGGCCCCUUCUGGAAACCAUGUUCUCUGAAGUCCUGACAAGGGAAGAAUGGCUGAAAAUGUUUGAUAAUAUCUUCUCCAACCACCCCUCCUACUUGCUGAUGGUAGUGGCUGCCUACCUUAUCUGCUCCAGGGCUCCAUUGCUUCACUGCAAUCGGAAGGAGGACUUUGAGUAUUUCUUCCACCAUCGGAACCACCUGGACGUCAGCGUGGUGAUCCGGGAGGCCUACCACCUCAUGGAGUGCACCCCGGACGACAUCCACCCCGUUCGUAUGCUGGAGGACUUUGCCUCACUGACCAAAGGGCAGUACCCCAUCUUUAAUAAGUACCCCAAGUUCAUUGUGGAUUACCAGUCCCAGGAGCGAGAGCGGAUCAGGCAGGAGGAAAUUGAGUACCUAAGAGAGAGGUAG
Molecule: messenger RNA, 2001 nt
Organism: Thamnophis sirtalis
Lineage: Eukaryota; Metazoa; Chordata; Lepidosauria; Squamata; Natricidae
Source: RefSeq, a predicted model, not a curated record